This is a messenger RNA of Xenopus tropicalis (tropical clawed frog), 1749 nucleotides long. RefSeq names its product zinc finger protein 205 (gene znf205). The record is from RefSeq and is a predicted model, not a curated record. Gene Ontology annotation, cellular component: nucleus. Gene Ontology annotation, biological process: regulation of DNA-templated transcription. The coding region runs from base 159 to 1493 and encodes 444 amino acids. Lineage: Eukaryota; Metazoa; Chordata; Amphibia; Anura; Pipidae. The transcript has 7 exons.
AGGCUUAGGGUAAACCAGGGAGAAGAGGCAGAGGGCGGAGCUGUAGGCGGGGGAACCUGUGCUGUAGAAGUGCGGCUGCUGAGUGACCGUUCAGGAAGAAGCGGCGCGACAGUUCCACAAGGAGCAGAGACAGAGGUUACGGAGCUCCCGGCGCAGCCAUGAUACACACAGAGCGGAUUGUGAGCCUCACGUUGGAGAUUCUGUCCCUUCUGACUGGAGAGGACUAUAUAGUGGUGAAGAAACAGAGUAAGGAAGGAGCAGCCACCAGCAGGCUUCCCACCCCAGAUGGCGACGACAAGUCCCAGAGCCACAAACCGGAUCCUCCAGGCAGUUCCCUGAUCCCCAAACAGAACCCCAGGGAGAAAGGUUUGGAACCGGCCGGCCCAGAGGUUGUGCUACGGUGGGACGAUGCCGCAGUCUAUCUCUCCGUGGAGGAGUGGGAGUAUCUAAAGGGACACAAGGAGCAAUACCAGCAAGCGGUGAUGGAGGAUUGUCAGCCUGUCUGCUCUGUCGGGUGCGACACUGGAAAUCCAACCCCGCAGCAAAGCAAGCGAGACAGGGAACUGAAGCUGGAACCGCAGGAGGAAAGAAUCCAUCCAGGGUGCGACACUGCAAACCCAACCCCGCGGCGGAGCAAGAGAGACACGGAACCAAAGCCAGAACCGCAGGAGGAAAGAAUCCAUCCAGAUACGCCCCUGGUUAGUGAAAUACAGACUGACGGACCCCACAUUAACCCUUCCCAUGAAUAUCUAAAUAUCGUUACCGUUAUGGAAACGGAUCAGAAGGAAUCCCUAGCUGAGUGCCCCUCGCCCGACAGAAAGAAGGACGACGCGAUGAAGGAUCGGAGCUUAGAGAAAGAAACGCGUUUCAGAGUCUCGCCUAGAAGGCACCGAAGGGGAAAGUAUAGGCCUACAGGGAACCCCGGCGUCGGGAGAGCUCCAGAAACCCCAAUCUAUGAAUUCAAAAUCCAAUCUGAUGUUAAUUGUCUCCCAAGCGAUGGAAACCUAAACAGGGGUUCUUCUGCCCCCCAGGGAAACCGCCCCAAAAUCUCCGCCGUAAUCACUUCCCAGAAACAAACUGACGCCAAAUGUGGGAAAGAGAUCAGCAAACACUACAGCCAAAGGCUGGGACCCGACAACGAGAGGCAGUUUGUGUGCUCCUUCUGCGGGAAAUGCUUCAGAAGCUACUGCUACAUCAGCCGGCACAUCCGCUCCCACACGGGGGAGAAGCCCUUUCAGUGCCCCGUAUGCAGCAAAUGCUUCUCGGAUAAAUCCGUCCUGAUCCGGCAUCACAAGAGCCACACGGGGCAGAGACCAUUCACCUGUAGCUACUGUGAGAAAUGCUUCUCCCACAGAGCCGGCCUGCUGGAGCAUCUCAGUCUGCACGCGGGGGAUAGACCCUACGUGUGCCCCGAGUGCGGCAAGUGCUUUAAGUACAGAGCGUCCCUCACGAGCCAUCGGAGGAUUCACCGAGGGAAGAGCAUCUGUGUGUGAGGGAACGGCGCUCCGGGUUCCAGACUGACAAUUUGGAGUCAUUUAGUGCAGCGGUUCUCAACCUGUGGGUCGGGACCCCUUUGGGAGUCGAACGACCCUUUCACAGGGGUCGCCUAAGACCAUCGGAAAACACAUAUUUCUGAUGGACUUAGGAAUAAUAAUAUGGUUGGGGGUCAGCAUAACAUGAGGAACUGUAUUAAAGGGGUCACGGAAUUAGGAAGGUUGAGAACCACUGGUCUAGAUCAUGGCAUUAGGA